Messenger RNA from Phyllopteryx taeniolatus (common seadragon), 3307 nucleotides. It is a transcript of the gene afap1l1a, whose product is annotated as actin filament associated protein 1-like 1a. The transcript has 19 exons. NCBI's taxonomy places the organism in Eukaryota, Metazoa, Chordata, Actinopteri, Syngnathiformes, Syngnathidae. Gene Ontology annotation, cellular component: cytosol. The record is from RefSeq and is a predicted model, not a curated record. Gene Ontology annotation, molecular function: SH3 domain binding. Bases 210 to 2462 code for a protein of 750 amino acids.
GAAAAGAGAGGUGGGGAGAUGGAGGGAGGGAGUGUAGAGAUAACAGAUCAGAGGGAGGAAAGGACACAAGGGGCUGUGAUUUUAGCAGUAGGCAGGCAGACUGGUGCUCACCUCCAACACCAAGCCCGAGAAGCCAGCCAGGCCUUGACUGGAGUAUUUUUCACACUAUUAGCUUGUUGUAUGAAUGACCCUCUCUGUAAACUAGGACCAUGGUCGGACUCUCAUCCACCGCUGUGGAGGCAAUGGAGCUGUUGGUGAGUGAGCUGAGUGCACUCCUAAAGUUGCUGGAUAAGGAGACCCUGACCUCCUCCACCCAGGAGAAGAAGACCUCAGUUUGGAACCUCCUGCAGCAGAUACAGCCAUCAGUUUCAGGAACAGACUACAUCUAUGUGAACUCAGUAGUGUACAGGAAUGGAACCAGCUUUGUGGAGUCCCUCUUUGAGAAGUUUGACUGCGAACUUGGAGACCUAAAGGAUGUUACAGAUGAUUUGAAGCUAGAAAAAGACACACAAAGUGAGACUUUGAAACAGGACUGUGGAGACACCUCAGCUGUGCAUUCAGCAGACUCUCCUCCCCCUCUGCCCACAACUCCUCCCCCAGAGGAGUAUUAUGAGGAGGCAGUGCCACUCAGUCCGGGUGCAAUGCCCGAAUACAUCAUCACAAGAGUUAGACCUAGCCCUCCCAACUCCAUAGAGGAUGGAUAUGAAGAUGCCAACACCAACUACCCAACUAACCAAAUCAACUCCCACCGCAAAAACUCCUAUAAUGAUUCUGACGCUCUGAGUAGCUCUUAUGAGUCAUAUGAGGAAGACGAGGAAGAGAGAAGCCCCGGUGCGCGACUCAUGCAUCAGUGGCCCUCGGAAGAGAGCUCAAUGCCCCCUACCAAGGACUGUCGCAUCUGUGCCUUCCUACUGCGCAAGAAACGCUUCGGGCAGUGGGCCAAACAGCUUACUGUCAUACGGGAAAAUCGAUUACAGUGUUAUAAGAGUUCCAAGGAUACAUGUCCCUACGUGGACCUGCUGCUGCACCAAUGCACUGUGGUCUACGCCCCAAAGGACAGCAAGCGGAAGCACCAUGAACUCCGGUUCACCUUACCCAACGGAGAUGCUCUGGUGCUGGGUGUGCAGAGCAAGGAGCAAGCGGAUGGAUGGCUCAGGGUUGUCAGAGAGGUGAAGAGUCAGUGCACUGGGCUUGAGGUAUCCACGUCCCCCGUCAUUCUGAGAAAAAACGAACUUGACAAGAGGUUGUCUGCAGAGAAGAACAAUUCAGAUUCAGACAGUGUUGGCGUAUCAACGGGGGAGAACUUCCGAGAAAAUGGUAAAGUGAAGCGUGGAGCCUUUGCUGCAGGUCGAAAGAUCACACGCAUCAUCAGCUUCUCAAAGAAGAAGACUUCUCGGACAGCUUAUAACGACCCUCGACAAGGUUAUCUGUCAGUGCUAGUCAACCAAGUGUGGCAGGAGCACUGGUGCUGUGUGUGCAGAGGCUUCUUGCACUUCUACCAUGACAGAGGCGACCAUCAAACCUCUUUGCCCUCCCUCCCACUACAUGGCUGUGAGGUGGUGCCAAGCCUGGGACCCAAGCACCCCAUUGCCUUCAGAAUCGUACGAGCAAGCACCACUCUGGCUGCUCUGGAGGCAGCGAACUCUGAGGAUCUCGGAAGAUGGCUGGGGGUUCUCUUGGCAGAAACUGGCUCCACAACAGAUCCAGAGUCUCUACAUUAUGACUGCGUAGAUGUGGAGACGAUCGCUAAUAUCCGCAAUGCUGCACGUCAUUCCUUCCUGUGGGCCACGUCGUCCGGAAGCAACACAGACUGCAGAACAUAUGACGAGGUCCCUAAUGAGGACAUGCAGUCUAUGGAGAGCUGCCGGCAGCAGAGUGGGAAUCAAGGGAAGCGGCGCUCCCGUUUCUCCAGCAGUGAUUCUGACAAAACCAAGCCGUUAAACUCCCUCAAACGAACAGAUUCAAAUUCUAACCAGUAUGGAAGGUAUGGGAAAACACGAGCAGAGGAGGAUGCUAAGCGCUACCUGAAAGAAAAAGAAGAGCUGGAAAGAGAGAGGGAUGGGAUUCGGAAUACGCUCUCGACCCUCCGACAGGAGAAGCGAGAGCUGAAGCAACAGCUGCAAACAGCUUCUGAGAAGAGAGGUCUCCUCUUGAACCAGCGUGUGUCCCAGUUGGAAGAGGCUUGUCGGGCUAAGGAAGCAGCACGAGUAGACCUGGAGUUGCGACUGUCCCAUGUCAAAGAAAACAUAAAGAAAAGCCUGGCAGGCGGAACCCUGGGUGCACCCGUGGAGAAUGUCCCACCUGUCAAGGGGCCCAGAAAGAAAAAUCAUAAUCUCUACAGUGAUAGUUUACCAGUAAACUGUGCCUCUGAAAUGCGCAAGAGACCUCCCUCGGUGUAUGCUUCAUCUUCAGGAAGUGUCAUGCAAAAGGCUAAGGAAUGGGAAUCAAAGAAAAGAACUUAAAUGCAGCGGAAGUACUUCAGUUGGAAUGUGAAAACGUCUCAUAGAAUUCAGCACAGACGUGCAAAAAUCAAUUUUGUAAUGAAAGAAAACAGCCACUAGGUGGAGGUACAUCUUCUGUAAUGUUUCAGAAAUCUGAAGACAGUCAUUAAAAUUGUAUAAUGCAAUAAUGCAGAAUUGAACGUGGUAAGCACAGAGUAGAUAAGGUAGCUGAACGUUGUAAAUCAUAGAGGAAGUGUGAAUGCGUGUAAAUGCAAGAUUAUAUUGGAUCAAGUGUUACAUUCAUGGGUUAUGAUUUUGUAUGGGAAAAGACAAUUGAGAGGUAGAUCAAGCAUUGAAUAGUUAUUAUUUUUUAUGACUAGUUUCCUGUUGUUUUUUUGUUUUGUUUUUUUGCUUUGUGUAUUGUUCAAACCAGUUCAGGGUGUACCCCGCCUCCUGCCCGAUGAUAGCUGGGGUAGGGUCCAGCACUCCCGCGAAACCUAGUGAGGAGAAGCGGCUCAGAAAACGCAUACAUGCAUGUAUUGUUCAAGUCUGUGUUAUCAAAAGACAUACCCAUAAGGCUCCUGAUAUCUUGAUUCCUCCAUCUUUAAAAAGACAUGCUUUGCUACUUGUGAUAUUCGUUUACGUUCUAAACACACUCGUGUCCAUUUGACUUAUUUUAAGUCACAGAUGGUCACUGCCAUUGAUAGGUAAGCCAUUCGUCAAGAGGUGUGAUGCAAAAAUGUAACUCAGUCCCGUCUCAGUGGGAAAAUGUUUUCUUUUAAAUUUGCCUGUAAAACCUUUGCACUUUAAGAUUCUCUGCCCUGGGUGUCUGCAGGCCCUUAAAGUCAUUAAAUGGAUUUCUGCUA